GAGGCGGCGGCGGCGAGAAGAUGGCGACUUCGAACAAUCCGCGGAAAUUCAGCGAGAAGAUCGCGCUGCACAAUCAGAAGCAGGCGGAAGAGACGGCGGCCUUCGAGGAGGUCAUGAAGGACCUGAGCCUGACGCGGGCCGCGCGGCUGCAGCUUCAGAAGUCACAGUACCUGCAGCUGGGCCCGAGCCGCGGUCAGUACUACGGCGGGUCCCUGCCCAACGUGAACCAGCUGGGCAGCGGUGCCAUGGACCUGCCCUUCCAGCCCAGCGGAUUUCUGGGGGAGGCCCUGGCCGCGGCUCCUGUCUCUCUGACACCCUUCCAGUCCUCGGGCCUGGACACCAGCCGGACCACGCGGCACCAUGGGCUGGUGGACAGAGUGUACCGGGAGCGUGGCCGGCUUGGCUCCCCACACCGCAGGCCCCUGUCGGUGGACAAGCAUGGGCGGCAGGCCGACAGCUGCCCCUACGGCACCGUGUACCUGUCCCCGCCCGCGGACACCAGCUGGAGAAGGACCAACUCGGACUCCGCACUGCACCAGACUGCGCUGACGCCCACCCCGUCAGAGUCCUUCACGGGUGGAUCCCAGGACGCACACCAGAAAAGAGUCUUACUUCUGACAGUCCCAGGAAUGGAGGGGACCACGUCAGAGGCUGACAAGAACCUUUCCAAGCAGGCAUGGGACACCAAGAAGCCAGGAUCCAGGCCCAAGUCCUGUGAGGUCCCUGGGAUCAGCAUCUUCCCGUCCACCGACCAGGAGAACACUACAGCCCUGAUCCCUGCCGCCCACAGCACGGGGGGCUCCCUGCCCGACCUGAGCAAUAUCCACUUCCCCUCGCCGCUGCCCACCCCGCUGGACCCCGAGGAGCCCGCCUUCCCCGCGCUCAGCAGCUCUGGCAGUGCCGGAAACCUGGCCACCAACCUCACGCACCUGGGCCUCGGUGCGGGCCAGGGGAUAAGCACGCCCGGCUCCUCCCCGCAGCACCGGCCGGCCAGCGUCAGCCCCCUGUCCCUGAGCACAGAGGCCAGGCGGCAACAGACCCAGCAGGUGUCACCCACCCUGUCCCCGCUGUCACCCAUCACUCAGGCCGUGGCCAUGGACGCCCUGUCUCUGGAGCAGCAGCUGCCCUACGCCUUCUUCAACCAGGCGGGCUCCCAGCCACCACCACAGCAGCCGCCACCACCACCACCCGCGUCCCAACAGCAGCCACCUCCGCCACCCCCUCAGGUGUCCGUCGGCCUCCCCCCGGGUGGCCCCCUCAUGCCCAGCGCCAGCCUGACGCGGGGGCCGCAGCUGCCCCCGCUCGCGGUCACGGUACUGUCCCCUCUCCCCCAGGGCCCCCCAGAGAGCACGGGCCAGCCGCCGAUGGGGCUUGACAUUGCCUCGGCGCCCGGCCUCCCGCAGUACCGCACCAGCGCCGGCUCCCCGGCCAACCAGUCGCCCACCUCGCCCGUCUCCAACCAAGGCUUCUCCCCCGGGAGCUCCCCGCAACACACCUCCACUCUGGGCAGCGUGUUUGGGGACCCGUACUAUGAGCGGCAGAUGGCGGCCAGGCAGGCUAACGCACUGUCCCACCAGCUGGAGCAGUUCAACAUGAUGGAGAGCGCCAUGAGCUCCGGCAGCCUCUACAGCCCGGGCUCCACACUCAACUACUCACAGGCCGCCAUGAUGGGCCUCUCGGGCAGCCACGGGAGCCUGCAGGACGCCCCGCAGCUCGGCUACGCCAGCCACGGCGGCAUCCCAAACAUCAUCCUCACAGUGACAGGAGAGUCCCCCCCCAGCCUCUCUAAAGAACUGACCAGCAGCCUGGCCGGGGUCAGCGACUUUGACUCUGACAACCAGUUCCCCUUGGACGAGCUCAAAAUCGACCCCCUGACCCUGGACGGACUGCACAUGCUUAAUGACCCCGACAUGGUCCUAGCCGACCCGGCCACAGAGGACACCUUCCGGAUGGACCGGCUGUGAGCGGCCCCGUCC
Molecule: messenger RNA, 1976 nt
Organism: Castor canadensis (American beaver)
Lineage: Eukaryota; Metazoa; Chordata; Mammalia; Rodentia; Castoridae
Product: CREB-regulated transcription coactivator 1
Biological process (GO): positive regulation of transcription by RNA polymerase II; protein homotetramerization
Cellular component (GO): nucleus; cytoplasm
Molecular function (GO): cAMP response element binding protein binding
Source: RefSeq, a predicted model, not a curated record